AUGCUGCUACAAUACCGCCAGAGGGCGGCAAAAACCAUACCCCAGACAAUAAUGUACUUCAUGCACAUGACAAUAUUAUCGUCGGGAGUCGCGCCAGUAUAAAUACAAGCGGUGUUCCGGAGCAGAGCUCAUUUUUCAAUCUAAUAGUCAGCAGUCCUUGCAUUCCGUUACCCCUUGUGUUACUGUGCGAACAAUUUCACGAAAUCAGUAUCCAUGGCUGCUGCUUUCCCCAAGUCGAUUCUCAUCACAGGUGCUAACAGAGGUCUUGGUUUGGAGUUAGUCAAGCAGAUUUUGCAGAAGAGCGACGGUGCGACAAAGCAUAUCUUUGCCGCACACCGAAGUCCACUUGGCAGCGAUGGCACGCAGCAAAUCGAGCAGUUGAGCAAGGAGCACAGCGGUAGAGUGCAUUUGGUGCAGAUCGAUGUGACCGACCAGGACACUAUCAAGAAAGCGGCGCAGUUUGUCGAGACAAUCGUAGGAGGCGAUGGCCUCAACGUUCUCGUCAACAAUAGCGGUGUGGCUUCUUGGCAGACGAGCCUGGACGAUGUGACCUUCGAAACCCUGGACCAUCAUCUGAAGGCCAACACCAUUGGCCCGAUUCUGGUGCUCAAAGGCUUCCAUGCUUUGUUGAAACGUGCUGCAGAGGUGAACAAAGAUAUGCCGCUGGGUUGGCAACGUGCUGCUGUACUCUACACUACCACAAUAAUGGCCUCCCUUGAGCUGGCUGACAAAGGUAACUUCAGCGUCGAGAAUCCCAUGGUCAGGUUUUACAGCUAUCGCGCGAGUAAAGGUGCUCUGAACGUCCUGGGUCAUUCGUUAACACCUGAGCUAAGCGAGCAGGGAAUAGCCUCGCUCCUGUUCCAUCCGGGAUGGGUGAGGACGGAUAUGGGCGGUGAACAAGGUGAUCUAAGUCCGGAGGAAUCGAUCGCAGGAGUACUGAAUGUGGCCCAACGAUUGGACAAGGAUACCAACGGAAAGUGUGUCAGCUGGGAAGGCGAAAUCAUCCCGUGGUGAGCGGAGACAAUUGUGUGUCUUUAAUCGUUCUUUACCUUUUGCUCCUCAGCCCUAUUUGACUGCACUUCAUUUCCUGAUAUUCGAAAACUUGAAGUAUCGAAGCAAUUUAAGGAAUAGGUUCCAGAUGUAGGUAAACCCUCAUUAAAUUGGUCCUCUUUCCUGCCUGUGUCACUCUGGGUGAUUUUGGCCGUCGUGAGUUCCUUGUGGACAGAAACGAAAAGUACUCGUUAUUAUUUACCUCGCACAUCCUGAUAGACAUGCUUUGGAAUGUGCAUUCCUUUUCUGGUAUGGUAAGAGUAGUGAAUUGUAGUGCUGUGUCCAGAAGCUCGUGUUCAGGUUGCCGUCAAGCAGGUCGGAUAUAAUAAUAUCAUUAGCUUGAUUUGUGUUUCGUCGCUCCUAGUUAUUAUUAUCGUUGCACGCAUUUCAUUUCUCAGGCAAGGCCAGCAUUGCAAGAUACUACAAGUAAGAAAAAUGACAAUGGCUAUAAUUUAUUUAAUCUUCAGGACAGAUACAUGUAUGAUGUUUGCAAUGCUACUUGCCCUGUCGGGCUAUGAUCAAUCAUGAGAAUGAAUGUGAAGACUCCACUGCAGUUACAUGUACAUGUAUAUUAUUAAUAAUUUUUAUGAUUCACCAACAUACAUGUACAUCUACAUGUAUGUUGGUGAUGGUCACUCAAUCUACAAUGUACAUGUACAUUUAUGUCGGGAUUUGUGCUAAAACGCAGAAAUACCAGAACUUGUAAAGCUGGCAUUUUGUGAAGGA
Messenger RNA from Sycon ciliatum, 1776 nucleotides. RefSeq names its product C-signal-like. Gene Ontology annotation, molecular function: oxidoreductase activity, acting on the CH-OH group of donors, NAD or NADP as acceptor. The transcript has a single exon. The record is from RefSeq and is a predicted model, not a curated record. The coding region runs from base 214 to 1014 and encodes 266 amino acids. NCBI's taxonomy places the organism in Eukaryota, Metazoa, Porifera, Calcarea, Leucosolenida, Sycettidae.